Boeremia exigua is the source of this 3491-nucleotide messenger RNA. Its product is annotated as ankyrin repeat-containing domain protein. The coding region runs from base 198 to 3128 and encodes 976 amino acids. Gene Ontology annotation, molecular function: protein binding. The transcript has 2 exons. The record is from RefSeq and is a predicted model, not a curated record. Lineage: Eukaryota; Fungi; Ascomycota; Dothideomycetes; Pleosporales; Didymellaceae.
CGACAUGAUUGGCGGACAGGUAUUACCAGGCUUAAAGGGCUUCAUGCUCGCGUGGCCCAGAUCCGGCGGACGGCGAGCGCGACCAUGGAACAAUGACUAGGUCAAAGCCCGUAGUCAGGAACAAAUAGUGAAGAAUUUCCCGGGCCCCGUGGACCCAUUGCCUCGUCCCCUCACCUUCCGUUCAUUCUGCGGUUGCAAUGGCUCCACCAAAGAAGGAGACGUCUCUCCAGCUAUGCCAACGAAUCACUACUCAAGGCAACACCAUCUCCAUUCGUAUGCUAGAGUACCUCGGUACAUCAAAGAACGCCAUUCCGGGAUUCGAAGCUCUCGCCACCGAGUUCAUUGAGCUUUGCCGAACGCUAUGGUCUAUUGAGGCCGGGCUCAUAGAAUCUGCCAAAACUCCUCGCCAUGCUAUUCCUUCCGAGGUUACGCAGGAUCUUGACAGGCGAUUCCGCCAAGUCAGCGAUGAGUUCUCAGUCCUGCAACAGAUGGUCAACAAGUUUGUUGACAACGACUCUGGAAAAGGUGGAGGGUUCGGACGACGAUUCCGCAUGAUGUUUGCAGAUACCGAUGUCGAUAAGAUGCGCGUAACUCUGUCAAGAAGCCGAGAUUCGCUGAAAGUCAGCUCAGCCAUGUUUCGCUGGACGAUCGGCGACAACCACACAGAUCCCACAAUGGGUAUUGGCUAUGCUGGUCUGAUUGCUGCUCUCGAGAGUAUCAAUCCCAGCAAGAUGCGUUCUCUGCCACCAAUCGGUCCCCCGCCAGAAUCUCGUCUUCCCAAUCUCCCGUCAAAAGACCACUCGCCCCAUUCUGAUACGCUAUCGCCCCCAAGCCGUCUAGCCGACAGACCAUCAUUGAAUGAUAUGCGCCCCACACCGCCGCACUCCCACGUCUUCACUCCGGAGGCUCGACAGUAUUCUAGCGACAAGUCGCUGCGCAAUGAUGACGAUAUGGGUCUCUCGGCAGGAAUCGUGGACUUGCACAAGAAUUGGAGGGCACCAAGCGUCCGCUCAACCGGCUCUGUCAGGGACACAAUGUACACCAGCAAUACAAACCCCAGUGGUCGAUACCACUCGGAACCGGUCUAUGAAGACCUAUCGUCCGAAGAUUCACAUCGAUCAAGGAUGAUGAUGGAAGAGAAGUUGGCCGAACUUAGCGUUCACGAGCGCUACAUGAACGAGAGUAUGCACUCAUCCACCAAGUACGACCCUUCGAGGCUUGAUUCUCCAAUGACCUCAUCGUGGGCGCCGCGACACCACACUGGUUCCAAAGCCGCCGGUGGGAAAUCUGCCAUCGUCAAUGCCGUGGAACAGAGAAAGCAUCGAUUCCUUGAGCAACUGCUGGAUGGUGGUGCAAGGGCCGAGCCUCAGGUUGAGGCUGGUAUGCUUCGAACGGCGGCCCAAAACCGUGACAUUGAGAGCUUAGCCCUCCUUCUUCAAUACGGGAUGGAUGCCAACGGAUUCGAUAGGGAAGGAGUUACACCACUCUUUGCUGCCACGCAAGCUUCUUGUUUCGAGAGUGCGAAGAUGCUUCUAAAACACAACGCCGAUGUCAAUCUCUCUGCUGGACCCAACUCCGAAUCUCCUCUGUCUCUGGCUGCGAGUGAGAAUCAGAUCGAUUUUGUUCAACUAUACCUGAGCAGUGGUGGCAAUGUCAAUACCAUCAUGGACAACGGGUCCACAGCACUUGUUCAGGCCAUGAACAAGAUUGUCUCACCUAAGCUGGUUGAGCUCUUACUCACAUCAGGUGGCGACGCUGAUGCGAAGACUGGCGAGGGAACAACAGCUAUGUUCCAGGCCAUUCAAGCGAACCGUGUCGAUCUUAUGACUGUUCUGCUCGACCAUGGUGCUAAUCCCAACCUGCCUGGCCCUAAGCACCCGCUGUGGCCCUCGACUUAUAAGCCGAAGUGCUUAGCUCUCCUCCUUGCCCGCGGCGCUGACCACAAGAAAACCCCUGGCGUUAUGGAAUUGGCGUCGAGUUUAAAGAAGCUUGAAUCGAUCAAGAUACUUAUCGAGGCUGGAGUAUCACCCAACCUAAGGAAGGACGGAGUUUACACUCCACUCUGCUCAGCCAUUCGUGAUGACAGUCGUGAGAUUGUUACCUACUUGCUGGAAAACGGUGCUGAUCCCAACUUCAAUGCUUCAGAGUACCCUGCAUUCAAAUGCAUUACACACAAACGCAUCCACUUCCUACCUGAGCUUGUCGCAGCUGGAGUCGAUCUCAACUCACCGAAGGGCAUUAUGGAGACAGCUGUUCAGUUCAACGACAAGGAUGCUAUGGUGUUCCUGUUCGAACACAAUGUCAACCCCAACGACCGCACACCCGAGGGCAACACCGCUCUCACUACUGCAAUCCGGGAAGGCCGUGGCGACCUUGUGGAUUUACUUCUCACUAAUGGUGCAGAUCCAGCAAUUCGUGGCCAGGACUGGCCUCUUUGCAUGGCCGUCAAACAGCCCGCCAUUUUGAAAAGGCUCCUUGCCGCUACGCCAAACCCCCGUGCUUUCCGUGGAGUGAUCGAGAUGGCUGUCGUUGCCAACCAGCUGGAGUCCAUCAAGCUUCUCCUUGCAGCUGGUGUUAGCGUCGAAGACAAGAACUGUGGCGUCUUCUCGCCACUAACCACAGCUAUUCGGGAAGAUCGCAAGGACAUUGUCCGCUACUUGCUCGAUGUCGCGAACGCUGACAUCAACGCUCCUGGCGAGCAUCUCCCCCUCGUCAAAGCCCUGCGCAGAUACCAUGGCGACGCGGAGAUUCUUACCAUGCUGCUCUCCCGUGGCGCGGAUAUCAACAAGAUGCACCGCGGUUGGAACGGCGUCCUUCAAGCCUUCGAGAACGGCGAUGCGGAGAUUCUCAAGAUGAUGAUUGACAUGGGUGGCUCGGUUGAUCUGCAAGCCAUUGACGAGAGUGGCAAGCCGGUCAUUGACAUUGUCACAGAGCGAGGGUGGGAAGAAGGUCUUGCGCUGCUGUUCCCUAAUGCUGUGCCGGCAGCAAAGGUUAGGCAAGAGAAUCAUCGCAGGAGCUUCUCAAUUUCGGACUGGAAGUGGAUGAGUGCGUCGUUGGAGCGUGGGGAGCGAUACAGCUCAGGCGAUGACACGCGGACCGUAUCGAGCGGUUGUAUUCCCGGCUCAUGAAGUGGCGCGCAGCGGUGUGAUGUUGUAAUAUGUAUAGACAUGAUACGAGAGGCGUUUUAGGCAUACCACUGGUCUUUUUAGGGUUUCCUUGGUUACUAUCUCCCAGACGGAGGCCCUUUUCAGCGACAAUUCCCCUUUCUCAUAGUGAGGCUACCUCCAAAGAUACAUCUUAUUAUAAUGUCAUUUCUCAGACAGGGCAGUGCUGAUUGAAUCUCGUUCGACUUUGCGCGUUGGUUCGCGCUCGACAUGACAAUGAGAGAAGACAUUGGGCUAUAGUUGUGUAAUGCAGACGUUUUCGUGAUAAUGCAGUGGUCUUCGUAAACUUUGAGCUUGGGUAUCUCAUAAGUGUGAAGACCAAAGUCU